This is a messenger RNA of Pistacia vera, 1344 nucleotides long. RefSeq lists its product as uncharacterized. The record is from RefSeq and is a predicted model, not a curated record. The transcript has a single exon. The coding region runs from base 1 to 1344 and encodes 447 amino acids. NCBI's taxonomy places the organism in Eukaryota, Viridiplantae, Streptophyta, Magnoliopsida, Sapindales, Anacardiaceae.
AUGCCGAAGUCUAAAAAGGUUUUCAAGCUCAAUUGGGCAUCUUUUGAGCCCCGUGAAAAAAAGCCAGUCCCUAAGCCAAAAGAGCAGGAAAGUAUGGGAAAGAGCACAUCAAAAGUGUCCUCCACUUGGGCUGACAAGGUUAGAGUGACAGAGGUCGGGUCCCAUUUCACACUUGAAGCUGUGGACCUUGAUAUUAAUGAUGACAUCUUACAUAUACCGGAUGAUGUUAUUGAUGACAAUGAUGUUGAAUGGCUUCGCUGUAUUGUGGGUUAUUUCCCGGGGUAUUCUAUGCCAUUUCAUGCUGUCCGCUCAAUUGCUUUCCGUGCAUGGGAAGCUGCAGGGUUGGAAGAUGUUAUGUCCACAGGUACUGGCUUCUACAUUUUUAGAUUUAGGGAUGAGGAUGUGGUGCAUUCAAUCCUUGAGAGAGGGCCGUGGAUGUUUGGGGGUAAGUGUAUUAUUCUGCAACAAUGGCAUGCUCAGUUUACUUUUGAUAAAAGCUGCAUCUCUAGAGUUCCGGUAUGGGCUUGUUUGCAUGGUUUCCCUUAUCCUUUGUGGUCCCACAAAGGACUCUGCAUGGUUUCCUCUAUGUUAGGUCGACCGUUGUCUAGUGAUAAGACAACAUCAGAGCGGACCCGUUUGGAUUAUGCUCGGGUAUGUGUUGAGCUAGAUGCUACAAAGCCUUUGAGACGUCAUAUUGAAUUUCAGUGCCGGUUAUCUGCAGAGCCUAUUCAGAUUAUAGUGGAAUAUGAGUGGACCCCUAAGAUGUGCCUUAAAUGCUGUGUUUUUGGUCAUGUUUGUCACCAGCCAGAGGUACCUACUGCAGCCAUAGCUCAGGGUAAGAAUAAGAUAGUUACUAGUUUCCAGAAGGCACCAGGGAAAGCAGUGCAAUCUGAGAACUACGAGCCUUUGAAUCAGCCAGCCACUAUUGAUCCCAUUAGGGAGAGAGACCGGGGGAUGGAGAGGGAUGUUUUAGUGUCAUCUACAGUUUCAGUUCCAAGUAUAGUUAGAGUUGGGGAUGCUUCUCUGGCUUUGGUCCCGUAUCAGCAGACUGUUCGUGCUAGCAGAGGUGAAUUUUCUGGCUCUGAAUCGGGGUUUGAACCUGAUUCCCCUUUUCCUAUUGAGGAUGAGCAAGACCGUAUUAUGGGAUUUACAAAUUGCACAGAAAACACUCAGUCCUUUAUGAGUUCUGGGAGUAGGCAAUCUACCUCUUCCAACAGGUUUGCCUCGCUUGUUUUGCAUAGUGACGAUCUCCAGACACCGGAUGCCACCUUAUCUGGAUCAGUUUCCUUGCCACCCCUGGCAAAGGGGAUAGGUCGGGGAAAGCGGGGGCUUCGGCUCAAGUGA